Bacillus rossius redtenbacheri is the source of this 14536-nucleotide messenger RNA. RefSeq names its product PHAF1 protein CG7083. The transcript has 12 exons. Bases 230 to 1597 code for a protein of 455 amino acids. Gene Ontology annotation, cellular component: trans-Golgi network. The record is from RefSeq and is a predicted model, not a curated record. Gene Ontology annotation, biological process: Golgi to plasma membrane protein transport. Lineage: Eukaryota; Metazoa; Arthropoda; Insecta; Phasmatodea; Bacillidae.
UUUGACAGCUGCGAGCCGCGAGCCACUGGCAUUGUAACUUUUUCAUAGCGCUCAGCUGUUCCUACGUCACUGGUUGACAGCUGAGAGGUACAACAAGCAAGAUGGCGUCAUAAAGAGAUGGACAAAGGGGCUCUGCGCAGAAAAGAAAGGAAUUAACAUUUAUAGCUGCCACUGCAGACAUUUAGUGGAAUUAUUUAAGUUAUUACGAGUGUUGACUUGCAGUGAAGAAAUGUUAGAGCUCGAUGUGGUGCCUGAAAGGUCUUUGGGGUGUGAACAAUGGGAGUUUAUUUUAGGAAUGCAUUUUUCUCAAGCAGUUGCAAUAAUUCAGUCACAAGUGGGGAUCAUAAAAGGCGUACAAGUUUUGUACAGUGAUAUGAAUCCCCUGGCGGCUGACCUGGUGAUCAAUUUACCCCAGGACGGGAUUCGGUUGAUAUUUGACCCAGUUGUACAGAGGCUGAAGAUUAUAGAAAUUUACAAUGUCAAGCUUGUGAAGCUGAAAUACUGCGGCCUGGCGUUCAGCUCCCCCGAGGUGGUGCCCAGCAUCGAGCAGAUCGAGCACUCGUUCGGGGCCACCCACCCGGGCGUGUACGACUCGGAGAAGCAGCUGUUCGUGCUCAACUUCCGAGGGCUGUCGUUCUGCUUCCCCGUCGAGUCUAAGUUCCAGGUUCAUCAGAUGCAGAGGCAGAUCCAGAGGGGGGGAUGUUCGCGGGGGCAGGUGCCUCUGCCUCCCCCCAGGAGGGUAAAACAUGCACUGGAUGAAAUUACUUCUGAACCGGGCUACGCGCACGGGCUGGGCUCGCUGCAGUUCCCGAGCGGCGCGUCCCCGGUGGUGUCCCGGGUGUCCAUCUACGGCGGCAGCGACCCGGCGGGGGGCCGGGCGCCGCCCCUGCCGCUGUGCUGCUACCACAACCACCUGUACGCGGAGCGCGUGGAGGUCCUGCGCGAGCGGCUGAGCACGCGCGGCGUGCGGCUGCACCUCUUCACCGAGGGUUCGUCGCGGCUGCUGGAGCUGCGGAAGCACAGCCUGUGUCGAGAGGUGAUGUUCGGCGACACGUGCCAGGACGUCGCCACGGCGCUCGGCGCCCCCUCCCGGGUCUUCUACAAGGCCGAGGACAAGAUGAAGAUACACAGCCCCAACGCCCACCGCAGGGUCGCCUCCCGCCACUCAGACUUCUUCUUCAACUACUUCACGCUUGGCAUGGACAUUCUCUUUGACGCACGUACGCACGCAGUCAAGAAGUUUGUCUUGCACACCAACUUCCCUGGCCACUACAACUUCAACAUGUACCAUCGAUGUGAAUUUCAUCUUACCUUGCCACCUGACGUGAGGCACGCCAGUGAAAACAACAAGCUGAUAGAUGUCUCCCCUGUACCUGUGAUGAUAUCCGCCUACACGAAGUGGGACGCGAUAUCGGAGCAGCUCAAGCCGAGCGAGAGGCCAGUCGUUCUCAACAGGGCCAGUUCAACCAACACGACCAAUCCAUUUGGUUCCACCUUUUGCUACGGCUAUCAGGAUAUCAUUUUUGAGGUGAUGCCCAACAGCUACAUAGCGUCGUUAACGCUGUACACGGAGGAGCGGCCGAACCCUGACGUAUGACGAUGGCUUUCUGCCACCUACCUCGUGCUACAGGGAAGGUACUGGCAGUUCUGACAACCUUCGCCCUCCGACGUCAGACGAAUGCUAGCAAAGCAGGCUGUCCCGUGAGUAACCGCGCACCUUCACAGGAGAAACACCCCUCACGCUCCGCAGAAACAAGUCUGGGAACACUCCGCAGUUUUGGCUUGGCGUUCGGGAAGAUCGGUUUUCUGUAGUGUCCCGUGCAUGGCUCUUCUUUACAUUGCACCUCGUUUGAAAACCACUCGGAAAAAAAAGAAAGUGUGAUUCGUGGAAGUUGUGCUAAUUUCUAUAAAUAAGGAUACUGUGUUUGUUUUAAUAGUUAAAUAUGAAUACGGUUUUUUCAAAGCUAGAGGAUUUUAAAAAUUGUCUUUUAACUAGUUGUAGUCUGAAAAUUGUAAUAUUUUGAAAGUCAUUUUUUUGUUUAUAGUCAUCUUAAAAAUAAUAUUGUACUAUUGUAUUUUUAACAUAUACAUUUUUUAUAUUUUGAAACAAAACUAAUUAAUAUGAAUUCUAUGAAUUUACUUCCCUGUCAUAUUUAUGUGGGCAUUGUGUUAAUGUUUCUAAAUGUGUACUGUAUUUAAGCUUCAGAAGUAAUUAAACAUAUUAUCUUUGAUUAUUAAUUUAAUAAUUAGUUCUUAUAAUUUUUUGUUUGUUUUGCAUAAAUGUAGCAUGUGAUAUAUUUUUCAACUUUGCUUAUAUUGUUUGUUUGAAUAUACUUAAAGACAUAGUCUGGGGCACUAUUUAUCUCUAUUAUUUGAAGUUUGGGAGUGUAUGAAAUUGUUGUCAAGUAGGACAAAAAUGCUAGUGUCAGAAUCCAAAAUUAUUUAUAUUUUUGAUACACAAUUUUUGUAUCACAUAUGUUACAGAACAGUUUUUUUUCUCCACAUGAUUCAUUUAGCAACUUUUUAAGUGAAAUUAUUUUAGUGUGUUAACUUUUUUUUUACAGUUAAUUCUGUGACCUAUAGCCAUUUGGUUUGAACUGUAAACUCAAAAAGCAAAAUGUAGCGUAAAAUCUUUAAUGGAAUAGAUUGUGUGUUGUGAUCUAUUACAUAGUACGGGAAAGGCUCUCUGGAGCGAUUCAUGACCACGGAAAUGCUGGAUAGAUGAUUUUGCAGUUUAUCGAACAUCAAUAUAGUUUUAACAGUAAUACCAAAGAGCAAUUAAUACACAGUACACCUAUCCCUCACUUAGCACUGCUUCAGAUUGUGCGAAUUCAUUUAGCACGAUUUUAAUUUUACUGCCCCAGUCUCAAAUAGCACGUCUGUAAACUUCUGUUAGCACGAAAUCUCGGCAGGCAAAAAAAAAUCGAGCACGACGCCACAAAGUCUGUUUCAACUUCUGUGAACAUGUGCUCUGGGAUACAGUUAGCCAAACAAGGGGGGAAGAGAAUCACGCGCAGGUCUGUCUACGCUAUUGGCUGUUGUACAAACAUCAGCUGUGGCAAGUUGAAUUGCGACAGUAAUAUUGGUUUCACUUUCAGUAAAGGAUGGUUUGGAAAGGUACGUGACGUGAGUUGAAGGUCAUGCUCAGGCGGGCAAGUCAGCAAGCCGACUGACGAUAAAGUACAUAACCACGUAUCUCCCGUUAUGCGGUGUCGUAUUUGUCAUACAAAGUGCGAUGAGAGGCAUAUAAAGAUAAAUGGUGUGACAUUUUUAUAGUUGAGUGUUAUUCAACGCAUUUACAUUACAUAAAGUAGGUAUAUUCCUGCACAAUUUUGGAACACAUGAAAUAAAUUAGCCUUGCUAUUUAUGGAAACUAAUGCUUCAGAAUACGCGAUUUCGAAUAACACAAGCAUUUUUAGGAACGAAUUAGUCGUGCUAAGUGAGGGAUAGGUGUAUAUAGUAUUAAAAAAUGUUUUGGUAAGCUGCUCGAUACUAGAACAAUACGUGUGAACAUUGAGCUUACUGCAGGCAAUGGAGGGGCACAGCCUGGCUGUCGGAGUCAACAAACACCCAAAUCCACCUGCAAAAACUCCAACGUGAGCAGCUUGAUCAGUGCCGGAUACAAGAGCACCAACCAUAGCAGUUAAAUUACUUUGCGCUGGCUACAGGAUUGGCCGUUUCACUCAGACUCAUUCAUUCUGUGGCAUGGUUUGCAACUUUGUUUGCCGUGAGGUGACCGUGACCAUCAGUUUUAUUUGUCGUGGAUGGCGUUAACAUUUUAUGUUGCUUUUCAAGUUUAAAUUUGUGUUAAAAUUAAUAAUAAAAAAAGCACGUAUAACUCAGUACACGUGAUAUAAGUGAAAUUUCUUUGGCAAGUCAAAGAUGGGAAGUAGUUUGAAUGUCCGAGGGAACAUUUACUCUGACUUAAAUAAGCAAAACAUGUGUAUUUUAAAUAAAUAUUUUAAUCUGUCAUGUGAAAAUAAAGUAAUAAGAGGUGCAUAGUCAAGUUGGGAAAUGUAAUGAACUUUUUGAGUCCACUUGGGUUGAACGUUUCGUCGUUAAAAACUAUAUACUAAAAUAAUGGUAAUUUUUAUUGUGUUUUGGAAGUCAAAAAAAAUUUUUUUGUUAUAUGAGCAAAAUUUUAUUUAAAUUCUGUUUUUUGUUUCAAGAACUUACCUGCAUUUUGGCGCAACAGUGUAACAACUUACAUUCCUGUUCUUUGAAUGAUUGUUGCGUUGGGUAAGAAUGAUUUAAAACAUUAUUGUGGACACACACUGUUCUAGUUCUCCUUGUGGCCUAGAGAAAACCUGGAGAACGGCGAAAGAAACAAGAUUACACAUAGGCACAGAAAAACAAGCCAAACAUUUGGCAAUGGCUGAUUUUGGCUUGUUUUUCUGUGUGUUUGGGUAUUCGUCUUUCUUCAGGUUUUCUCUGACAUACAGUGUAAACUAGCAUUGGUGUGUGUCCAAAAUAAUGUUUUGAAUUUAAUUUUUGUGUUACGUGGUGUAUUCUCACACAUUGCUGUGUUAUUUCAGUUUUAUUUUAAUUUACUAUAAAAUCUUGGUUUCAAUCGUGGAACAUGCAGAUACUGUUGAGUACGUCUCAACUUUAAUUUUGACUCUGUCAGGAAUGAAUUCAUGAUACGUAUCCAAUCAACAUUCUGGCAGAGCUCUGUAGGCCAUGUCGUAGCCUCAGCAGCUCUGCAGGAACAAAAACACACCUCGUCGUUGAGUGUUGAAUGUGGCGCUGUUGCCUGAUUUUGGGGAUAGGCCAAUCAAAUCCUCAAAUACCAUAAAAAUGUUUGUAUGUGUAAGAUUUUAUAUUUAAAAAAAAAAAAAUUGAAAAAAAAAUUUAGGAAGGAAAAUUUAAAACAAACACCUGUGUACUUGAAAAGGACUACAUUGUCUCUACAAAAACAAUUAAAGCAGUUUUUGUAUUGGCCACCAGCUCUGUUGUCCCGGGAAGGUGGUUCAUCUCUGCCGGGAACAUCUGUCACACAAAACAAAGUUGUUUGCAUCCUAAACAUGUAAAAAUUCUCCUCAAAAUAAAAAUAUUAAUGGUUCGGAUGUUUCUUCAAAACUUAAAUUUCCAUGUUUUUUUUUCUUAUAUGGUAUUUCAUUCCUGAUUCUAGAGAAGUAUGUUCAAAUUUGGGGCAGUCUAAUAAGAAUCAAAUUUGAGAUUCAGAUUUUAAGAAAAGUGGUUUCAACGCAUCAUUUCAAAAUUUAAAUAAUUAUAUUACUUUUAGCUGUUACAAUUUUUGAGAGCUGAUUUAAGUGUUUCAGAUUUUAAAAAAAAUGUUUUUUUGAGUUUACAGUUUUUAAACAAUGUUACUAGUUUAAAAAUGAUUUUUAUGAAGUUACGAAAUAAGGGCAUUUAAGUUAAAUCCAAAAUAUCAUUUGAUUAAAACUUUUUUUUUUAGCAUUACUUAAUUUAUUAUUUGUUUUUUUUUUUUGUGCAGAAUCAAUUUUUGGUUUUAGUCAAUUUUUCAGAUAAAGUAUGUGUGUGUGUGUCUCUUCUACUGUACCGAUUAUAUUAUUUUUGUUUUGUUGUUUGGAUGCCUUCCCCUUCCCCUCCCUCCCUCCCUCCUCCUUCCCCUCCCUCCUUCCCCUCCCUCCACAGUUAAAAUAGUGAUUUAGCUUUUAGCGGGUUGCAUUAGGUUUGACUCGUGAGAUUUUUCUGUGUUACUACAUCUUGCUAUAAUCUGAUAUUAUAUGAUGAAAGGGUGGUGUUUCAUCAUUUCAAAUACAAAUAACACAUCAUCAUUACGGAGUGAAACUUCACACCAGAUGCAUUGAAAAUGAAAUUGAAACUCGGUUCCAAACAACUCAAAAGUACAUAGUAUUAGCAAAGUGAGUUUAAAACUGGGUCAGAACUUUCCAGAGGCUUUAUAAAUAAAAUGUUAAUAAAAAAACCAAACAAAAUAAAAAUAUAUAAAAAAAUAUUCAAGAAACCAUUAUUUUGUUUUAAGAUAAUUCUUAAUUAUAGUUUAAAUAAUACAUUUUAGACUUGAAGUUGUUUCAGAGUUAAAAUUUUUUUUAACGUUUGUUUGUAUGUUACAUGCAUGAUUAUUAUAAUCAAUGUUUAGAAAAAUAUAUCUAGAAGUGUUUUUGAAUUUUAGUAUUUUUUUUUAAUGUAAGUGUGUGUAUUUUGUUAUUUUAAAUAUAUUGUAUGUUUACUUUUAAUAAGUUAGCAUUCUUUUGCACAAACCGUGUAAGCAUCAGUUGCUUAUUUUAUCAAGCAAUUUACUUGUCAAAUCCAAAUUAAAGUAAUAUUUGUACAUUAUGGUGAGAGUUGCUUAGUGAUGUCAACUAUUAAGAAUUUUUAUGGAAUGAUCGCAGGAAAUUGAUUGGAAAAGGGUGGUUUUUUACUAAUUUUUUUUUUUUCAAAUGAUGUUAAGACAUCACAAACUAUGAAGUCUGAUUACUUGUACAUACAGUCCAGAGUUUAUAGUUUCAUGUAUGUUCAAUUUUAAAAGUUAAGUUUGAUAAUUUUUUUUGUUGGUAAUAGUGUAUGUAUUUGUAAUGCAUAAAUACACUGAAAUAUGUUAUAAUUACUCUUGAGUAUUCAAAAUGUACACACAAUCAGCUUUUCACCACAUUAAUAAAUAUAAUGUUGAGUGCAUAGUUUAGCUAAUCCCAUGCUCAAUUAAAAACAAUCAUAAAAUAGUAAAAGUUAGGAAUAAUUCUGAUUAGGCAAAAUUCCUCAAAUCAUAGAGUGCCAAAACAAUAUGAAAUAUUUUGAUUUUAUUACAACACUGAUUGCAAUUCAAGCUGUAUAUUUAAAAAAAAAAUAUGUAAGUGUAGUUGUGAAAAUUAUUUUUUACCAAACAUAAAAAUUUAUGCAUUAAAGCGCAAACAUUAGUGAUGGGCCAAUCAAAUGUUCAAAUACCUUCAAACUCUGUAUUCGAAGGAUUCAAUAUUUGAGGAAAAAUAUUUGAAGAGAAAUAUUAUAAUAAAUAAAGCAAAUUAAAAUUUCAACACUGAUAACCUCUAAAUUGACUAGGCCAGUUGUUUCUUCAUACCUAUUCUGUUACCAUUCCCCAAGAUAAUGUUAAGAUAUAAUUAUAUGUUGAUUCUGGAAACUUAGUGAAACAACCUUUUAAAGGGUAGAUUGUUUCAGUACCAUAGUUAUAAUUUUUUAUUUAUUGUAUAUUGACACUUGACACCCGGGAUUCAAACUUGAGAUUCGGAAAUAAGAAAAUUGGGAUUCAACCCAUCACUAGAAAAUAUAUAUUUUUUGUACUAACAUGCUUUAUAGUUACUAUUUGUUUAGAUACAAAUAACUAAAUGAUUUUCUUGUAGGUUAAUCAAAUGUACAGUGUAUCUAAACCAGUUCUUGACGUGAUAACAUCUUAUAAAUCGAUGAACGCCGGCUGCAUGCACGAAAAAGCAUGACUCAUUGUCACGUUCCGCCUGAGGCGAGCGUGCAAGAACAUGCCAACCACCGUGCGAGAAAAUCAUCUAUAAUAUCAAACAGGUUAAGGCGGGCUUUUUAAAAGCAGCAAUUUAAAAAAAUUUGAUUUAUUUGUCCAAUUUCGUCGUUUCAAAUUAACAAUUUAUUUACAUUGAUUUGAUUUCAGAUUAUUUCUAUAACCAAUUGUUUGUGAUUAUAUUUAAACAAAUUAUUUAAAUUAAAUUUGCAAAAACUGUAAAUAAUAUUUGAAAAUUAAAAAGUAUGAAAUUUUUCACUAAUGUUUUUUUAUGACGUUAUCACAUAAAAUUAUAGUCCGUAAACCGACUUUACAGACAACCCCCUUUUUAUUUGUGUUUCAGCCAGGUUUAGUUUUAUUGCUUGUAGGUUUUGCUGUAUCCUCCAUUUAAAUGUUUUCAUUUCACCCACUCGAGAUUCUUUCUCCAUUUGCUAGCAGUAUGUGCAAGCACAACAAACACAUUUUCCUCACUCACAGUUGCUGUAUACCUGUCAGAACUUCGAAGAUCGUACUGAAUGGUCUGGAGUUAAGUGAAACAAGUGAAAAAUCUUUCAAAAGUGAGGUUCUUUGUAAUGAGAUUCUACCAUAACGCAUUAUGUACCUCCAAGUAGGCAGAUUUUCGUAGAUUUUCAAACUUGAAAGUGAAAAAUAAAAUAAUGGAAGUAUUUUCUUUGCUGUUGACAGAUUUCACCUAUUUCCUUGAAUUUAGUGUAUGAAAAUACUAGUGAGAAGAAUGAAUAUAACUUAAUAAGUGCCCUCUGAGAAGCAACGUGGUGACAAAUCGUUAGACAGUUUCAUCAAAAAAUGGGGCAGUAACGGUUGUAACAAGCAUGAUUUUUUUUUAUUAUUAGAACUGUUGAGAAAAUUGACAUAGCAUAUCUGCAAUGUGUGUGCUGAAUUUUGUGCCUAAAUUAUGACACAGGUUAGUGCUUGGGUUUGUUUUUAAUUCACUCUGUGUGUAGCUUUAAUCUCAUUGAACAUGAAAAGUGCUGAUACUGUUUGUGGCUAAUAUUGCUGAUGCUCUUUCUUGUUUGUCCUACGCUGGUGAAAUUCAGCGGUUUUUAUAUUAAAAGUAAUUUUAAACACAUGGUAAUGUAAACAACUAACACUACAGAAGUUAAGUGGAUUUUACAUUGAAUGGUAUCUCGAAUGUAGAUUAUUUUUACUUGAGUAAGCAGGAUAUUCCGUGGAAACUUAACUACUAACUACUGUUUGAAUGGCAGCCUGUAAUAUGGUCUCUGCUACAUUUAGCCAUGACUGCUUGAGGAAAGUGAACAGGAAGUUGGUUUUUAAAGAAAAGAAGUCUGAACAAAAUUUUGAAACAUAUCUGAACAAAAGCUCAUGUAGUUUGUGUUGGUAACCAUAGAAAAACAAUUUGCCAAUACCAUGAAACAGUGAUAAGCUCUUGAUGGUCAUAACUUGUGAAGUUGUGUUCAUACUAUCGGCUUUAUUUUAAAAAAUAUUUAUAAUUCAUAUGUAUGGGUUCUGUACAGAAAGAUUGCCAUUUUAUUAUUAAACAGUAUUAUUUAUUGAAUCUUGGAGAAUUCAUGCACACAUUUCAAAAUGAUUUUCCCAGCCAUGCAACCUUUUAUUUCAAAACUCAGUACCAAACGUACUGGGUUUUAAAGUAUGUCCAGUAAUAGAAUGAGUGAAGUAUGUCAUUGCACUGUGCUUUGUUCUCGUUCAUUGUCAUUCCAUAAAAACACUGCGUGUUGUGUUGUGGAAUCUGUAUGCUACAGGGAUUUCUCAAGCAAAUUAUAUUGGACUGUAUUUAUGCUUAGUAGUAGUAGUAGUAUGUAUGCAUUACUUAAAAUGAUGGAAACAGAGCUAAAAUUGGUUUUUGUUCUGAAAGCAAUUGAUGCACUUUGCAGACAAUAUGUACCUGUUAGUGACAUACCAUAAACAAAGCUAAGAUUAUAUUUAUAGGCACUGAUUAUGCUUUUUUUUUCUUUCGUGUAAAUAAUAAAACUAUUUUGUACAAUGAGCUAAUGACGUAGUAGUGUGAAUUAUUUGUUUUGACUCUGCAUGAGUACCUACAUUUUUGUAUGUACCAAAACUGGUUGUUGAUUCCAUAAGACUUACACAAAGCCGAAGUUAGGUUCGCUGUGAUUUUUUAUCGACUUAAACGUUAAAUGUGUGUAACAUAGGACCUAAGUAGGUAGUGUUAGCUGCUGUAGUUGUAUGUUGUGGAGCAGUGUUAGGUACUUGGUGUGCGCGAGUUUUUGUCGACGGGUGUACAGUCCGCACACAUUGCUGACGUGUUUGUACUCCCGUGAUUGUUGCAGCGUGUGUGCGUCAUUGUGUGACUCGGUCAGCACUUGUCCAGGUAUCACCAUUCAUAUUGUCAGAAGAAUUUUACUCCCUUCAAAAAUUAUAUCAGUAGCUCAUUAAUAUAAAAAAUUGUUAUGAUGAAGUAUUUACCAUUUUAAUUUCCACAGCCUCACAAAUUUCAGUUUUGUGCUGACACAAAAUUGUAAUUAAAGUCUGUUUUUUCUGUCGUGUACGUUUGCACUGUUGACAUGCUUGGUUGAAGUGUUCAAAUGAAAUAUUAUUACAGUCAACUCUUGAUUCUAUGACCUUCACAAUUCCCACGAAAAUGGUUGUUAUUUCGAAGGGGUCGUCAAUUGAAUUUUGACUGAUUUGUGACCAUUGCUGUUCGCAAACCAAAAUCACAUUUUUUUUGCAUGAAGUCUGGUCAUAAAAUCUUUAUUAGCACAUAAAUGACGGGAUGUUGCGGCAAUGUUAAUUUAUUUAAUAGUCGGACGUCUUGUAAGAAAAACGAUAACCCACAAGUGCACAUAGGACCUCAUCUUGACGUCCAAAAGAAGCAUAUACAUGGCAUGUCAUGUACUUGGUACGGAACACAAACAAAGAACAUUUUCGUUGGCUUGUUACGGUAAAAGCAGAGAAAUGGUUCAGAUCCAUGACCCGGUCGUCGCGACACGGGACGAGAAGGGCGAUGCUGUGGUGUAACGAGCGAAUGGCAGGCUGCGACGUGCAGCCGGCUGCCUCGCUCCGACUGGGCCGUAGCCAGGGUUGUGUGGAGCAGGGCGUACGUUAUGACCUUUAUAGCAUUUCUUACAACUUGCAACGCUCACGUAUAGGAAUUUAAGUAAUGAUUUUGCUUGAGAAAAUAAUACAUUUUAUAUCUUUGUUUUGCAUUAAAUUAUUUUUAAUAGUUUGUUCUUAAGCGUAUUGUUUUAUGAUAUUGUCUGAACAAAUAAUAAAUACGUAAUUAUUCAAUUUAUUAAAUGCAUGGAAACACACGUCAAGUUUGUUUGAAAAAGCGUGCUCGCAGUAACACUUGUGCAAAUCAACGGUAAAUACAGACUACGUACUUUAAGACCACGAUUCCUGCCACUUCUCUGUGUGAGGUUUGUCGAGUUACAUUGGAGAGGAAACAAGUUACUUGUAGCCCACUAAGAAUUACAAUGAUCUUUCCAAAAUAAUCUCUUUGUAACCUUACGUAGCUAAGUUUCUGUAAUUUUCUUGUUCUAUCUUGGCUUGUUUUCCUUUAAAACCUGGAAGGAGGAAGAGCUCUCGCACCUCCCCUGCCUCCGAAAAUACGGCUGCUUGCGCGACCGUCGAGUCGACACCGCUUGCCUGGUGACCACGGAAAGAAUAUCAGCAUUUGUCGUUGUAGAUUUCAGAAGGAAAACUACUUCGUAUUACGUGUUGCAUAGUUCACAUCGUGUUGUGUCACACGAGGUGUGUGUGAUAGUCUCAGCCGCUGCCACCACGCGUGUCCCACUGUAUUACGUUUCUCCCCCAAGACUGGCUCUUUUUCAUCAGGAUACAGAUACGUGAAAGUUUAAAUGGCAGUAGGCAGUCACAGACAUUUGAGUUUAUAUCUGAUGGUAAAUUGUGGCAAGUAAUGAGGUUAUGAGUGGUAAAACAAUGUAAUGGAACAAAUUUGUAAAUGACGGCGCUUCUUCGUAACUGCUUAAACUGAUUCAUUCAUAUUACAUAGACUACCCUUGCUCUGGUGGUCCAGUUUUUUCAUUAUUUAUUCUCGAAAUUGCAGAACGAAUUGCACAGUCGUAUCAGCAUUCGUCAGUUUAAAUCUGCUGCAGAGUGUCUUUAUAAAUAGCAGUUGAAUAGUGGUUGGAGUUCAUCAAGUUUUAUUUUUAUAUCAUGAUUAUAAAAAAAAAACAUCUUCAUGUGACACUCCUAGGUAGUUAGAAACACGACUAUUAAGAAAAGGAGGGAAAACAUUAUAAUGCAACAAAGUUAACUUUUUGACCUAUUUCCUUCAAAUUUUUCUUAUAGUUACCAUAAAAGAGGACUGUUACGUUGAAAGGGUAGCUGUUCCUGGGAUCACAGAGUGGAAAGUUGACUGUACGUUUUACAAAGAGUAAACAUGAUGUAAUGAAGUGUGGAGUAAUUGGUUAGUUCAUAUCUCGUUAUUAAAAAGUGUCAAAAUGGUUAAUCUUUUGGAAUUUGUAUUAAUGAGGUUUUGCUGUAUUUUUCACAGAAACUGAUCAGGCCUAUUUAUGAACACAGUUAUAAAAAAAAAUCCAAUAAAAAUUUUGAUUUAUGAAAAUACUGAAAACUAAGUAAUUAGCUGGUAUAUCUUGUGGCUACAGUAACCAUCCAUUCACAGUGCAGAGGUCUGAAAAUUAUGAAAAUUAACAAAUUAAAAAUCAAUGAAUUCUGUUACAUGUCAUGAUGAAGUCGACUACAUAGUAAUUUUUAACUGAACUGUGUAAAUUUAUUCAUGUUAAAUCAUUUUAUUACACCCACACUUUUGUUUCAGUCACAUUAAAUUAUUUCUCUUCAAAUGAGAAAAAAAAUUAGUAACCAGAUAGAAAUGUAUUUAUUUAUGCCAAGAGAAGUUAUUAAAUGAAAAAAGUGUUUUGACAGCCAUUGAUUUAUAGAAAACUACGUAGUAAUACAUUUUAAAGAGAAGCUUGAUUCUUUCACCUUUACCAGGCCAAAACUUUAAUAAAGUAAAUAUGAGCAAAUGGAAAUGCCCACAUGAAUCUGCUAUUAUUCGCUAAAUUUUUUUUUCUUCGUGGUGUGCAAUUUCAGGCUUGCCUUAUGGCCACUAGAGUGGGUUCUUGUGAACGAAAGCCUCUGUUGUCCGGGAAAGCGUGGUUCCGCAACCAAGAAACCCAGAGUUAGUCUGCCUGUACUUGGUGAUUGGUAGAAGCCAGCGGCACACAAAGUGCUGCGAUACCCUUCCCACUGCCGCUGUCAACGUUAGCGUUCGUGCAUUACGUCGUCCUUUUGCCGACUCGUUUCUCUGCGUCGUUCACCGUUUUCUCUUGUUGUUUUCCUGUGUGUGUACGAGCAUGAGAGAGUGGAUGUGACGGCAAUGCCUCGGUGUGUUUCGCGCAAGAAACUCGCGCACAGUUGCGUGCAUUGUGGACGCAAGUGUGUCACCCUUGCCUCUUGUUUCAAAUUGCAGUUGUGUACAAAACAAAACAAAAAAAAUUUGAACUGAGAAUUGUUAAUGUUGUGCAGUUAUUAAUGUUUAUGAAUUGGCAAAAUUUGUUAUGUUUAAUGAACAAUUGAAAGCAAAAUAUAUUGUUUUUGUUGAUGGGACCAGCAUGGAACUUGCAACUAGGAUUUCAUUUCUUCCAUCCUGCCAUAACUGCCUGCCAUCGUCAUUCGUCCUGUUUGCCGUUCUCCAUUCUCCAGUUCUCCAUGCAUAUGUGAUUACUCGACUCCUCUCCACUUUCCUUCCUCUCUCUCCGUGUUUGUAUGCCGUGAUUCAUUUUUUAAUGCAUAUUUAUGUAAAUAUACUUGCAUAUUAUUAUGUGGUGAAUUGUAACCAUUGCCAUUCUAUAAACUUAUAACUUUGUAAAUGUAUGUGCAAAAUACUAAUUAUGUACGUAUUUACUAUUUAUAUUUGUUAAAUGUGUGGAUCUCAGUAGCUAUUAAUUUAUGGAUUGCUGUGUAAAUAAAUGCUAGAACAGACUUGUCACGUUUACAGAAUGAAUUGUAUCUGUUGAAUGUUUUUGUAAGCCAACCAAAAUAGUCUUGUAUUGUGAUUAAAAGUCUCAAGUGAUUAAAAUAAACUCGUGGAAUAGGAGUAGGUAUGAAUAUUAAAGUUCGCUAGUAACUGUACUGAAUAAUAAGUUAGUAAAUAUGUGUGCAUGCAUGUGUUUGUGUUGGAAAUGUGGUUCGCUCAUGGUACUCCCGGCCUUUUUUUCUUUAUCAGUAUUGUAUAGUUCUCAAAAUUAUGUAUUCCUUUUUCAUAAGUUUGCUUGCUGGCUCUUAGUUUUGUGUUGUUUUAAUUGUUUUUGUAUGAGAGUAUGGUUUCACCAAUAAAAUCAGUUAUGGCAGGAAGAAGAAAAAACUAAAGUAAAUGUGUGGUUUUUCUGUUGACAUAGCAUGCAAUAAUGUGUAAGUUAACUAUGUCACAUUUUUUGUAUUUGAUUUGGUAAAAAAGUGUUCUAAUGUAUUCUAUGAUAAUUGUUUUUUCUCAGAAAAGAACUUAUAUUUAAGGCUUAAAUUAAUUAUAGAUUUAUUAACGAUUAACAGGGCAUUAGUUACAUCCUGCCAUCAUGGUAUGUAAAUUUAAUUCAAUUUAAAGCCUGUAAAUGUACUUGUGGAGAGAUAGUCAUACUAAAUUCAUUUGGUUGUAAAUUUUAGUGCCAAGCAAACAGCUAAGAUUUUGGUUGGAUGUUAACGAAAACAGGAUAAUGCUUUGCAGAAAGCUCUGAAAAUGUUUUUGCUUGUGAACAGCCAUACAUUGUAUUUCUCAACCAUAAAUCCUACAAGAAGUUGGUUCCUUGUUAGCAGCUCAGUUGCUGCUGAGAAGGUUGUGAGUAGCAUGGGCGAGUUACAGCGUAUCAGACCUGCUAUUUACAUGUUUUGUAAUCAUUACAGGGAAAAAUGUGUUUGUGAUUUAGUCACCAUUUGAAGAGUGUAGAAUUUAUACUUAUGAGUAUUUAUCAUACAGUUUAGUGAGAUUGGAAUAAAUUGGUAAAAAAAAAAAGUACUAACAGCGAUGGGAAGAUAAAUAAAUUGCAUUUUAGUUGAUAUAAACACCUGCUAUUUUUGGCUAACUUAGAAAAGAUUUUUUUUUAUUACAGGCAAAGUUGUUAUGAAAUUAUUUUUAUGUACGGUUCUCUCAACAAAAAUAAAGCAAAAAGCUUA